Gossypium arboreum is the source of this 1518-nucleotide messenger RNA. RefSeq lists its product as uncharacterized. The transcript is spliced from 3 exons. Bases 1 to 1518 code for a protein of 505 amino acids. NCBI's taxonomy places the organism in Eukaryota, Viridiplantae, Streptophyta, Magnoliopsida, Malvales, Malvaceae. The record is from RefSeq and is a predicted model, not a curated record.
AUGCGGCCGUUCGUGCUUGACAUUAGAGUGGAUAAGCAUUUGUUCCGAGCCUCGGUGCAAUUUUGGAAUUCUGCAUACAAGUGUUUCACCUUUGGAGAAGUGGAUUUGGUACCUACUAUAGAGGAAUACACUACGCUGCUUAGGUGUCCAAAAAUUCAGGUCCGAAAGACUUAUGCCCGGGUUUUUAGUAGUCAGGCUUUCGUGAAGAAACUGAUGAGCAUUUCUGAGAUGAGCGAGCCUUGGGUCACCGCCCGGAUUCAGCAAAAAAGAGAUAGCAAAUGUGUCCCUUGGGAGAAUUUGCAAGAUUUGAUCUUGACUCACCCAGACGAAAGAAAGAGGGUCGAUAUAUUUGCCUUAAGCAUCUACGGAUUAGUGAUCUUUCCUAAGGCUUUGAGGCACGUGGACAAGGCGGUCAUUGACUUGUUUGAUCACCUUGAGAAGGGAAUCACUCCAGUACCGGCGAUAUUGGCAGAAACUUUCAGAUCUUUGAGCUCAUGUCGGAAGGCGGGCGAGGGGCGAUUCAUUGGAUGUGCUCAACUAUUGAUGGAAGAAGCAGCCAUACAGAGGAGAGAGGAUAUCUCGGAGGAGAAAUGGAUGGAUAUUCUUCAAAACCUCAAGGAGGGGGAUAUUGAAUGGAGAGCCUAUUGGAUGGUCCUCGACGAGAUCAUGUACCGAUGUGGUAACUUCGAUUGGGUGCCAUUGUUAGGAAUCUGGGGAGCUACUGGGUAUACUCCGUUGAUAGCUUUGAGGCAAUACAAGUCGAGGCAGUUUGUACCCACGACCUACAGACUUGCUCAGAAUGAAUUCUCGUUUAAAGGUGCUCACUAUAAGAAGAAAGUUCGGGAAUUAUCAGAUGCUUGGAAACAAACUGGCUGGAUGAAGAGGUUAGCCAUCGAUUCUAUGGUAACACCCGAGUACAGCGAGUGGUUUAAGAAGAGGAUUAAUGAUAAUAUUCCUAGGCCAAGCUUGGAGAGUGCUCGACCUGUCGGAGAACAAUUACAAAUCGCCCCAUCAGAAUUAGAGAUUAUAAGACAAGAUUUCGAGAAGAAAAGUUUGGAGCUUGGGAAGAAGAUCGAACAAUUGGAGGAAGAGAAGAUGCACCUAAGGUUAGAGGCUGAUGUCCAGAAGUCAGAGGCUGAGAAGUGGAAAAAAGGAAAGACUAAGGCUGAAGAAGAUCUAGACAGUUUGAAAAUGGACUACAAGAAGUUACGCCUAUCUAUGAGGACUGCGGGCUUAGGUAAGACUUCCGAACAAUGGCGCCAUGAAAUUCGAGAAGAAAAGGCUAAUACCAACCGGUGGGAAAGGAAAUUCCAAGAAGCUCAGGCACGAAACGAAGAUUUGGAGAAAAGUCUGUCGGAAAGCAGAAAUGAGCGAGGGGAAUUAAGGGCUAGAGUGUCAGAAGUCGAGAAGUCUCUGCGUCAAUACCGAAACCGCAACACCGCGAUGGAAUUGAAGGCAAGCUUGAGCAAGAUAGAAGAAAUGAAAGGAAAAAUUGAAGAGUUAGAGGCGUCGCUGUAA